Messenger RNA from Vanrija pseudolonga, 882 nucleotides. RefSeq lists its product as uncharacterized. The transcript is spliced from 2 exons. Bases 1 to 882 code for a protein of 293 amino acids. The record is from RefSeq and is a predicted model, not a curated record. Lineage: Eukaryota; Fungi; Basidiomycota; Tremellomycetes; Trichosporonales; Trichosporonaceae.
AUGCCGAAACCAACCUUCGCCACCCUCACCCCGCCCAACAACCGCACCUUCCUCCGCGUCCACUCGUCUUCCUCGGCCUCUCCGCUAAGGUGGACCGGCGACCCCGCCACCUCGGGCUUCAGCGCGCUCAACACCAACCUUGCGCUGCUCACGCCAACAGCCUACACUGCGGCCAUGGAACGCUCCCAUCCCGACCCGCUUCCGUGGACGGGGUGGGAUAUAGGCCUGCACACGGCCCACAGCGUGCUCGACCACUUGAUCCGGCGCGCGGUGCCCCUCGUCCCUGGUGUGCACGCUGCAGACGACGCGUCGCCGUGGAUAUCGACCACGAGCAACCCGACCUGGGCGGUAUGGGAGAUUGCCCGCCGCCUCUCGCCCCCGCCCGUGCCCGUGCACGCGUUCGUCGUCGCAGCACCAGCUGCCGAGGAACUCGUCGAGCUCGCCGUCAUUGUCCCGACCGUCGAGGCGCACCUCGACCCGCUGCCCGUUGUCCGGUCGCUCUGGCGCGAUAGGGGCGACGGCGACGGCGGAAAGCGCACGGGUAACCAGCGCUCGGCGCUCCAGCAUGCCGAGUUUGGCGCGCGCGCCUGCGACGAGACGCUCUUCUACGGCCGCGUGUUCGCGCAGAGCAUCAUCGCGAACUACGAGUUUACGCGCGAGGUCGGUUCACGUGGGGACAUACCCAUCGACCUGCCGGAGCACUUCUUCCGCCACCCGCUCCGCGCUGGAGACUCCUGGGUCGACGCCCUCGUCUGGCGGCCAGAUGUGCACAGCUUCCCUCAAGCCCUCGACCUCCUCGAAUCGAACCGCAGACGGGUGCAGCAGAACCAACGCCAACGCGUCGCGGCCACCGCCGUCGAGCAGGCAGUGCUGCGCCGUUGA